Bombus impatiens (common eastern bumble bee) is the source of this 789-nucleotide messenger RNA. It is a transcript of the gene mRpS24, whose product is annotated as 28S ribosomal protein S24, mitochondrial. The coding region runs from base 163 to 657 and encodes 164 amino acids. Gene Ontology annotation, cellular component: mitochondrion. The transcript has 3 exons. The record is from RefSeq and is a predicted model, not a curated record. Gene Ontology annotation, biological process: translation. Lineage: Eukaryota; Metazoa; Arthropoda; Insecta; Hymenoptera; Apidae.
UUUAUUUAUACAGUUGAAGGUCUAAAUGUAUCUUGAGAGUUUGAAACUACUGCCACGAAUUCAAAUUGUUAAAUUCAGUGUUCAAUGUAUUAAAUGUUACCAAAUUUGAAAUAUAAUAUAAAUAUAAUUUUUGUUUAAUUAUCACACAGAUAGUUAAAAAUAAUGAGUUUAAUACCAUAUCUACGAUCUAUAUUAAUUAAUCAAAAUAAUGUUGCGAAAAGAUAUUUACAUGUCAGCACAGUACUUCAUAAAGUACAAGCUGGACGUUAUAGACCAAAACCAAAGGUAAUGCAACCAUUGACAUAUGAAAUGGCAUAUCCACCACAUGAAAUUGCUUCUAAAAAGUCAUGGAACUCAUGGAAUACAUCAAAUGUAAAGGAUGGUAAUAGGCCAUCAGAAACUACCAUAGAAGAUUUGUUUAUUCGAAAUUUUGUAGAAGGAACUUGGCAUGGAUUGAUUGCAAGCGAGAUAAUUAUUAAACGUCAACACAAUAUCAUAAGGAUCGCUGGCAUUGUUAUGCGCAAAGUAACACCCAUUAAAAUGCACUUUUUACUUGGUUAUACUGAAGAACUUUUGAGCUAUUGGUUACAUUGUCCAGUAAAGAUGGAAAUAUUAACAGUAAAUGACAAAGAUGACGUUGUAUAUAAAAUUAUUUAACAUGUUCAUAGGUCCUAAUUAUUCUGAUAUAUAGAUCUAAGAACUGUGAAGAUGUUAAUUGUAGCAUAAUUGUUAUAAUUAAGCUAUAGUUGUUAAAAUUACAUUGCAUAAAUAAAAGUAAAUUUACAAUUA